CGUAUAUAUAUAGGUAUGUGACGCUAUUCAAUUCACAUUUUUUCUCUCUCUACAACGUUGCGAUUUCUCCGACACUAAAAUCCAAUCCUCCUUCCUCACCAACUGACGCCGCGGCGCUCGAUAUCUCCAUCGAUCGCAUCGAUCCGUUAUUAAGUUUUGCAGAAAUUAGAGCUUAAAGUUGCAGACAUGUCUCCAGCAUCCAAGGCUAAGUCUAAAGAUAAGAAGACUGGCAAAGAAGCUCCAAAGAAUUCUCUAAAGCCUUUGAGUCAUGUUAAUGCCAGUAGUGGGACCACAGCAAGUGGAUACAAUCCUGUUUCAAGAACAUUUCAUACAUUUGAAUCUGCACCAGUGCCUACGGCCAGUCCACUUCAUGUUAAUGGUCGUUUCCGGAAUAUAGAUGAUACGGAUGAUCAUAAUGGAUGUUCAUCAGGGACGGGCAUUGAGUAUGACUCUAUUUCCAAUAAUGGUAGUUGGUCUGGCGACUCUGAAGACCAUAAAGAAAAGUCAUCACAGCCGCUUACUCGUCAGGAUAUAAUACCUGGUGCUGACAAUGACAAAAGAGAGAAAAUACGUCAGAAGAAUGAGAGGAAACAUCAGCGUCAAAAGGAGAGGCGAGCGCAGGAGUUGCAUGAACGGUGCUGCAGCUAUCUCAUGUCGAGGAAGCUGGAAGCUCUGGCGCAGAAGCUUGUUGCUAUGGGUUUCUCCCAAGAGCGAGCGGCAAUGGCUCUUAUUAUGAAUGAAGGCAGGUUAGAGGAAUCAGUAUCCUGGCUUUUUGAAGGAGGUGAAGAAGACAAGAACUCGGAAAACAAUCUUGAUGGUGGUGGUAAUUUGAAAAUUGACAUAUCAGAGGAGCUUGCUCGCAUUACAUAUUUGGAAAUUACAUAUAAGGCUUCCAAACAAGAGGUGGAAAGAGCUGUAGUAUCCUGUCAGGGUGAUCUUGAAAGGUCUGAAGAGACAUUAAAGGCACAAAAGGAAGAGACUCCUGCUGUCUUGUCUAAGCCUGAUGAAAAUGGCGAUCCUCUUACUGUUACAAAUAGCAAGCUGGCAGCAAUUAGUCAGAAUCCAUUAAGAAUACAACCAAAGUCUACUUCAGUAACCACUGUACAGCAGAGAAGGGAUGACAAAGAUUUCAACUACAUCAAACUUCCAGCAACAGUAGAGUCUGUAGUGGAUCCUGUGACCAAAAGCAUGCAGGUGGUAAAGAAAAUACCACCUAAAACUGACUGGGUUAAACAACAGCAGACUGUGCCUGUAGAGAAAAGGUGGGUAAGUGCAGGAUCAGAUUCUUCUGCAUCAUUUUCUUUAGCAUCACGGUCUCUGCCAUCACCAACUCCAGCCAAGACGGAUGUUCGCUAUGUUGGUGUUGGAAAUGAAUUGAAGAAGUUGCAGCUAGGAUCAGUCAAAGAACCGGUCAUCGUCAUGCAGCGACCUCAAUCCAUUAAUGCAAAGCAGGUUCCUAGCACAAGUAUUAGCUCGUCUCCUCCUGGAGAGAGGGCUAUGAGUUGGCAUCCUAGUUCUGUUGAAACAGUGAAGCCACAUGGGUUUACGCCAUCUGUUGCUGUGUCUAAUGGUUUUAGCUCAGAUCAGUCGUACAGCCCACCUCAAUAUCAGUCGUCACAGCAGCAAUUUAUGUCCAGUAGUGGCCCAAUUGAUUCAUCAGGAACUAAAAAAUCAAACAGUUACUGGGGUCAAGGCGGAUCACCAGCACUUGCUGCACCUUCCUCCCUUGGUCUCUUCUCCUGCAUUGGUGCCAGUGGCUCAUCUGGGACUUCAUCUCAGGUGGACUGGAGCACCGGCAGCUCAAUGUUGCAAUUUGAUUACACCAACGUUGACUGGAGUUUGGAUCGUGGGUCACUGUUCCCAAGACCAAACCGCCCGUGGACUGGGGCUAACUACAUUCCAACUAACUCUAGCCUGUAUGAUUCAUUUACAUAUGGUGCGGGUUUGAAGUCUACUAUGAGGCCUGGUCUGUCCAAUGGGAAUGCUGCAGCGAUAGAUGGACUAAAUCCCAACGACCUAAUGGCUGGUGGUUCACGGGAAUGGACUUCACCAUUAGAAGAGAAAGACCUUUUCAGUCUACCCAGACAAGUUGUUUCCUCUCCUACACUGUAAGAGAAUGGUGGUGGGUUUUACGAAUAAAGAAAAGGGUGUUGAUGUUGGUGUUUGUUCUUUUAUGCUUUUGGAUUUGUAUUUCAUAUGAAUUGACAUCAUAUCUUAAUGGGAAAAGCAUUACAGUUUCUUUGAUUCA
Messenger RNA from Salvia splendens (bonfire salvia), 2248 nucleotides. RefSeq lists its product as uncharacterized. Bases 187 to 2112 code for a protein of 641 amino acids. The record is from RefSeq and is a predicted model, not a curated record. The transcript has 2 exons. Gene Ontology annotation, molecular function: protein binding. NCBI's taxonomy places the organism in Eukaryota, Viridiplantae, Streptophyta, Magnoliopsida, Lamiales, Lamiaceae.